Messenger RNA from Terrapene triunguis (Three-toed box turtle), 1824 nucleotides. RefSeq names its product coiled-coil domain containing 27 (gene CCDC27). Bases 1 to 1824 code for a protein of 607 amino acids. The record is from RefSeq and is a predicted model, not a curated record. The transcript is spliced from 12 exons. NCBI's taxonomy places the organism in Eukaryota, Metazoa, Chordata, Testudines, Emydidae.
AUGAACUUGAUGACAAAGGGUUUCAGUGAGCUCCAGGAAUUAAGCAGCCGAAGGCAACAGACACCAGUAUGGAAACUUCCCAGCGGUAGAUCCACGCUGAGUAAAUCGGCUCAAGCAGUCAGACGCUACUAUGAGAACCAAGCUGAUAGCAAACCUGCUGGCAUCUUUGCGUCAGAGUAUGAGCCCCAGGUGGAGGAAUUACAGAGAUCUUUUCUAAUGCGCCCUGGAUGUCCUAGAUUUAGUAACAGAGCAACUUCAACAUCCCAUCUUGAAAGUACUUUAUCACACAGCCCUGAUUUGUCCUUUAAUUUGAGUACCAUCAGUCUGUCCUCCCAACUCAACUUUGAAGAGUGGAAUGCUGCCUUUCAGAACACAUAUCCAUCAGAAUCGGCCAAAGGUAAGGCUGGCCAGCUCCUACUCAGUAAAAGUUUCAGUGGUCUCUCUAAAUGGAAGAGUUUCACAGAAGGAAUCGUUCCAGCUGAACAACAAAGAGGACCUAUCGAGAGUAAAAUCCCAUGGUACAUUGAUGUAAUCCGUGAGAAGGAACGAUGCUUGUUGAUGAUGGGAGGAGAGAUUAAUCGUCUUUCAAGAUGUGAAGCGGAAUGUGCAAGGAAGGAUGAUGUAAUCUCUAUCCUUAGGGAGGAGAUGGAGAAUCUGAAGAAGCAUCUGGAGCUGCUCAGGAGGGAAAGUGUCAUCACAGAGGAGAAAAAUACAGCCUCAGAACCUGUAGCUGACGACAGCAAGACAAAGAUGCCUGGGCUAAGCAGCUCAGUGCAGGAUGGCUUAGGACAAAGUGGCACUAAAGAAGAUUUGAGAGAGGAGGUGGCAUGCUUAAAAUUAAAACUAAGCUACUCUGAUAAAAUUCUGGACUCUAAGAUUGCUAGCCUGUCUGAGUCCCUGAUGAAAGACCAGGAGGAACUAUGGCAACUGGAAAAGGAGUAUUCAGAAAUGCAGCAAAAGGGCUUGAGACAAGAGGACAUGGAAAAAGAGCUUCUCAGUGGUACAGAAAUUGAAGUGGCUUCUGAAGAGGAGGAGGAGGAGAAUGAGGCAGAGGCGGAAGAGAAAGCAUCCCUGAUCAAGCUCAGAGAAUUCCAGCAAAUGAACCAAGAACUCUGUAAAGAACUGGAGAAAGCAAAGACGGACUAUGACAUGGCCACAGGUGCCAUCACUUCCUUGCAAAGGCAGCUGGCUUUCCAGGAGUCACAGCUACGGAGAGCUGAGUCUGAAAAGGAAAUGCUACAAAAGGAGCUUCGAGAGCGGGGAAAUCAACUGCAAGCCAUGUCUGCCAAGUUUUCCAGCCUUCGAGAAGAACGGAAGCGUGAAGAAAUGAUGGGAACAAUAGAGAGAGAAAAUUACAAACUCCGACAGGACAUUGUGGAACAAGAAUCCAGUCUGGCCGAGAAAAACAAACUGAUUGAUGAUUUGCAGAGCAAGAUCAACCAGCUCCAGGCAGAGGUUAUGGUAGCCCAGCACCACAUGCAGAAGCAGCUGUGUGACCAAAGUGAGACGCAGAGCCAAGUCGAGGCCUUGAAGCACGCUGAGCAGCAGGCCAAAGUUGCACUGGAGUGCAUCAGUGCCAGGUUUGAAAGAUUUCGAAGCAAAAUAAUUCAAGCCACAUACAGCUCUGCAGGCGCCAAAUCUCCCCAAGCUGAAAUUAGCGAUGAGGAGGCACUGGAGGCUAUGCAGAGAAUAAUUAGUGAGCGGCUGGAUUUUCAUCAGAUGCUGAAACAGAAGGGUGUGAAGGUCCCGUCUCUCUUCAGCAGUGAGCCAACAAAUUUGUCCUCUCCUAAUUCUAAGACCACCAAAAAGAGUCCUGUGAAAUAG